Pongo pygmaeus (Bornean orangutan) is the source of this 2205-nucleotide messenger RNA. It is a transcript of the gene SPC24, whose product is annotated as SPC24 component of NDC80 kinetochore complex. Gene Ontology annotation, molecular function: microtubule binding. Gene Ontology annotation, biological process: chromosome segregation. Lineage: Eukaryota; Metazoa; Chordata; Mammalia; Primates; Hominidae. Gene Ontology annotation, cellular component: Ndc80 complex. The record is from RefSeq and is a predicted model, not a curated record. The transcript is spliced from 5 exons. Bases 94 to 801 code for a protein of 235 amino acids.
GUAUCAAAAAAAUCCAAUGGAAAGCAAGCUCUUCGGGAAGAGGGCGGGCCCCGCGGGCAGUCAAAUUUGCGCGGGUUGGGGCCUGGCGUAGUCAUGGCCGCCUUCCGCGACAUAGAGGAGGUGAGCCAGGGGCUGCUUAGCCUGCUGGGCGCCAACCGCGCGGAGGCGCAGCAGCGAAGGCUGCUGGGGCGCCACGAGCAGGUGGUGGAGCGGCUGCUGGAAACGCAAGACGGUGCCGAGAAGCAGCUGCGAGGGCUGCAGUCAAGAAGGGGCAUGUUUCUUGCCAGUGGAGGCGGCGAACCACCUUCUCUCUGCUUUCCUUGGGGAAGGACAGACCUUAGGGAGCCUGCUUCUCUCCACCCUGCAGAGAUCCUCACCAUGGAGAAGGAAGUGGCCCAGAGCCUGCUCAACGCGAAGGAGCAGGUACACCAGGGAGGCGUGGAGCUGCAGCAGCUGGAAGCUGGGCUUCAGGAGGCUAGGGAGGAGGACACCCGUCUGAAGGCCAGCCUCCUUCAGCUCACCAGAGAGCUGGAAGAGCUCAAGGAGAUUGAGGCGGAUCUGGAGCGACAGGAGAAGGAGGUCGACGAGGACACGACAAUCACAAUCCCGUCGGCCGUGUACGUGGCUCAACUUUACCACCAAGUUAGUAAAAUUGAGUGGGAUUAUGAGUGUGAGCCAGGGAUGAUCAAAGGCAUCCAUCAUGGCCCCAGUGUGGCCCAGCCCAUCCACCUGGACAGCACCCAGCUCUCCAGGAAAUUCAUCAGCGACUACCUCUGGAGCCUGGUGGACACUGAGUGGUAGCCAGGAGCCUCGUGGCUGCGUCUUGCACCCAGCCGGCAUCUGCCAUGGUUGGGUCCAUUUCAAAUGAAAUGUGUGGACAUCGAUUUUUUUUUUUUUUUUUUUUUUUUUUGAGACAGAGUUUCACUCUUGGUGCCCAGGCUGGAGUGCAAUGGCAUGAUCUCAGCUCACAGCAACCUCUGCCCCCUGGGUUCAAGUGAUUCUCCUGCCUCAGCCUCCCAAGUAGCUGAGAUUACAGGCAUGUGCCACCACGCCCGGCUAAUUUUUUGUAUUUAGUAGAGAUGGAGUUUCACCAUGGUGGUCAGGCUGGUCUUGAACUCCUGACCUCAGGUGAUCCACCCGCCCGCCUCGGCCUCCCAAAGUGCUGGGAUUACAGGCGUGAGCCACUGCGCCUGGCCUUUUUUUUUUUUUUUUUUUUUUUUUUUUUUGCUGCAUUUCUUUUUCUCCUGAUUUUGGCCUCAGCUCUUAGAGUGGCCUCAGCUAGGUAACCAACGGGAGUCGACUUAUCUAUGCCAGGCCUGCAGUUUCACAUCUGUGACGGGAUGGGACAAAUGACACCGUGGUAUUUGAUGACAGCUCCCAGGUAUUUCAAGGUUGGCCCUUACUCAUUCAGGGGGUAUGUUUGAGUGCCACGGUGUGCCCAGACUCUGCUAGGCACCAGAGAGAAGAUAUGAGUGACAUGGAUCUCCUCCCACUGCUGACGGAGGAAUCAGCACAGAAGCAGACAACACUCUAGAACCCAGAGAGAGGUCCAGAUUGCAACAGGAGCCACACCAGAGUGUGCAGGCUUCAUGGAGGACAGAAGCGACUUUUGUGCCAGGACUUAAAAAGAUAAGGAGGCCAGGUGUGGUGGCUCAUGCCUGCAAUCCCAGCACUGCAGGAGGCAGAGGCGGGCAGAUCACUUGAGCCCAGGAGUUGGAGACCAGCCUGGGGAACAUGGCAAGACCCCAUCUCUACAAAAAAAUUUAAAAAUUUGGCCUGGAGCAGUGGCUCAUGCCUGUGAUCCUAGCACUUUGGGAGUUAAAACAACACUUCCCAGCCGCCCUUGUAGUUAAGGUCCGGCCAGUGAAAUGUACAUGGAAGUGUUACGUGACACUUCUAGAAGGAUUCUUAAAAGACAAGUACACCCUUUCUUCCCCCUUCCUAUUUCCUGGAAUGUGGGCGUGAUGGCUGGAGCCCUGGCAGUCAUACUGCCACGUGUACGGAUGACUGCAGUCCCUUAGGGAUGACAGGAGCCUGGUUCCCUAAUGAUGGCAGAGCCAGAUAUCAGCACAGACUUAUUUAAAUGGGGGAGAGAAGGGGGAGAACCAAUCUCAACUUCUACCUUGUGUAAACUGCUGGUUUUGGGGGUUUUCUAUGACAGAUACCAAAAUAAACCCUAACUGAUUGAACAUGUACUCCAGUCCA